AUGAAACCAGAGUCAUUAAGUUUGGAACAGACUGAGCAAAGUGCCGAGCCAUCCAGAGACCAUUUUUAUGGCCAAAAAAAUAAUAGUUGUGAAUUUCAAGGAUUUACAAAAGAUAUAGAAAAUGAAGGAAAAUUAUGUGAUGAGUUAGAUGCUACAAGGGAUGACAGUGAGAUUGAUGAAACAAUCAUCUGCAAAAGAAACACCGAUUUAGAAAUUAAUGAUGUAAAAAUUAAUAAUAUACAUGCAAACAAUAGACAAGAGAGCGAUAUAAAAAACGAAGGUGAUGCCAUGUAUAUUGCUGAACUGAUUCAUGUUGAGAAAGAUAACAACAACUUAAGUAAUGAUAAAAAAGAAGAGGAAGAUUCAGUUGAAAAUAAACAAAUUCAUCCCGAAACAAUCUGUGAUAACAACUAUAAAAAAAUGAAUGUGCAUAAUUUAAGAGACGAAAUAGCUGAUACAACCGAAGGCUCAAAAGAAAAGAAAGAAAAAAUAUUGGACGAAAAAAGAAAUGAUCAAAAUAUAAAUCAAGAGAGUAUCAUAAAUAAGACACAAUGUAAAGUUUCCCAUUCUGAGAAUGAUAGUAAUAAAGAUAGAGACAGAAAUAACAAUGGCUUUACAAAGUCAGGCAGCAAUAAUAGCAGUUGCAUAAAAAGUGAUAUGGAAAAAAAAUCGCGAACAAAUGCACCAAUGAAUAAACAAAAUAGUAAUAUAAAUUAUAAGAUGACAAGGUGGGAAAAAGAAAAUGAAAAAUUUAAAGAGUUAUAUAAAAAUGAUAAGCAUACUAAUAUAACUAUUUAUAAACGGAUAUAUCAGUCAUACAUUUUUUUAAAAAAAGAAUACAAUGAAUUAAUAAAUGAAAAUAGAAAAAAAUUAAGAACAAAUAAAAAACUAAAAUAUGAAUUAGAUAAUUUAAAAAAUGAUAAUUAUUAUUCAAAUUAUUUUUUAAAUAAUGAUUCAGAAAAUAUAUUAGAAGAUUUAGCUUCAGGAAUAAGUAACAUAUUUAAAUGGAUGGACAUCGAAAAUAAAAUAGGACAAAAAAAUUAUGACAAUGCUGUUAGUGUUUUUAAAAAGGGUAGCAAUAGCAUUGGAAGUGACUCGAAAAAUGUUAUUAAAACGGGUUUAGAGAAAAAGCAGAAUGUGAUUAAGACAGAUUUAGAGAAAAAGCAAGAUGAAAAUAGUGAACAAAAGAAGGAAGAGAUGCCAAAUAAAUCCAAUUUAAACGAAGAGUCAAAUAAAAAAUUACCAGAUGAGGAAUGUAAUAAAAUAGAUGAAAUUGAAAAGUGUGAAAAUCAAAUUACUUUGAAUAAUGAAAUAAUAAAAAAGGAAACGGAAGGAAAUACUAUUAAUAUUGAUUCAGUUGAGAUAAAGGAUAAAAAAGAUUUUUCUAUGGAUAUUGAAGGUAUAAAAAAAAAUGGAAUAUUAAAACUUGAGCUAAUUAAAAGUACUAUCAUUAACAAUUUAGUUCCAAACUAUAUUUAUAACGAUCUAAAUAAUGAACAUUCUACAAAUUUAAUUUCAAAAAAAAACAAAGUAGAACCUACACAAGAUGACAAAAUAACCAGUAUCGAUAAUGCUCAUAUAGAUAAUAUCACUUAUUCAAAUAAGGAAGAAGAAGAUAAUAUAAACAUAAUUAAUGGUGAGCAUUUAAAUUUACUAAAUCCUGAGUACCUUGUUGGAAACUUGUCAAAUAUUAUUAACAAUUUUAGAAACAGUAAAAAUGUAAAAGACGCAAAUAACAUCGAUGAAAAAAACGACUCUAAAGGUGAACAAAUGAAUGAAAUAGAUAAAUCUGAAAAUAAUAGACCUAUCGAAUAUUGUAACUCUAAUGAAAAAAAAGUUGGUCCCAAACCAUUUAUAAUUAAAGAAGGACAAAAUAAAAAUAGUUGCAAAUUGUCUAACAUUGUAAAUGAUAAUAAAAUUCAAAAGAAUUCAUUUUUAUGGGAAAAAGAAAAUAUAUUAAAAAAAAAAAAUAUAAAAUAUGCUAAGCAUGCUCCUAUAAAAAUCGAAAAAGGUGAACAAUAUUUUUUAAAAAACAAAAAUAAAGUUGAAAAAUUUGCAAUAACUAAUAAUAUAAAUAAUGAAAAUAUAAUAGAUUAUCUUAAAACGAAAUUAUAUAUAAAAAAUAAAAAUGAAAAGAUUGAAAAGGUCGGGACUAGAUAUUGUGAAAAUAUUCAUGGAGGUGGCAACAAAAUUAUAGAACAUAUUACUUUUAAAGAUAAUAAUACUUCAUAUAGAUAUGCAAACAAAGCUUGUCUUAAAAAUUAUAAUAAAAAAAAUCACACACAUAGUAACACAUUAAAUGAGCUGAGUUAUUGUAAAGAAGGAACAUAUUUUGUUAGCAAAAUAAUUGUGAAUAAUAAAAAUCGUAACAAUAAAGAUAUUGAAAAAGAGUCUAUUUUUCACAUAUCAAACUAUAAGGAAAAUAAAUAUACCCCCAUAAAUUUAAGUGUUUUUUUUCCCGUUGAUGAUAAAAAAAAAAGCAAUUUAGAUUCAGAACUUAGUAUAAAUCAUUUAAAAAAAAAUAUGCGUUUUAUUUUGAAAAAAGCAAAUAAAAAAAAAAAAAAAAAUCCACAAACUAAUACCAUUUCGACAGACCAAGUGAAUAACAACAUGACUAAUUCAGGUUUAGAAACAAAUGGGGCACCUGGGAUGAUACUUAAAAAUUUGAAUGUACCACAAAAAGAAAUAAAAAAGAAAAAGAAAUUAUACGACUUUAAAAAUAGUAAAGGAAAUGUAGAUGAAUGGAAAUAUUUCACAGGAAAACUAAAACGAAGGUUUAAUUUGAAUAUGCUAAAUAAAAAAAUAUUAAAAAAUAAAAGUAGAAAUAGAAAAAUAAGUAUUUACAAAAUGGAGGAAAGUAUAAACUACACCAUAAGUUCACAAAUAUUUAACAAUUUUUAUAAACACAUCAAACACUAUCCAAAAUGUAUAUAUCAACUUGUCAAGAAGCAAAAGACAACCACUACUAAUAACAAUUGUGAUAGCACACAAAAACAAAUAACAUAUUUAUGCUUAUUUAAAAGGUGUACAAAAGAAUCGUGGCAUUAUUACAAACUUUACAAUACGUAUUUUGUAAAAGAAAUGAAAAAAAAAACAAAAAAUGAAAUAAGGAAAGUCGAAAAUAAUGAGAAAACCGAACAAAUCGAAGUUAAUACAAACAAUAAAAAUGAAUUGUCUAAUAUAGAUAAAGAAUUGAACAAAAUUGAAGGUAAAGAAAAUGAAAAAACAAAUUUAGAAAAACAAAGUGAUGAAGAAGAAAAGGGAACAUUGGGUAGUCCCGAUGAGUCUACUGUUUUAGACAUCAAUGAUGAUAUGUUGGAAGAAUAUAUUUUCAAAGAAGCAGAAGCAGAAGCCGAACCAGUAUCAUCGACGGUAUCACCAAGUGUAUCCCCCGAAUUUACAGAGGCUCUAAAAAAGCAUGUAUUAUCACUUAACAUACUAGAUAGACAAAUAAACAAAAUCGAAUAUAAAAGUGAUAAUGAAGAUAUAAUAAUAAUAGGAGUUAAGAUAUAUUUAGGUGAUAAAUAUACAUUAUUAUUUGUUUACGCAUUAAACAGUAUUGAAUAUAGUGUAAAGAAAUGGAUUGAAAAUAAUAUAGAUCAAAUAAAAUUAUAUAUAAAAAAAUAUAAUUCAAAAAUUUUGAAAUUUUUUAAAACAUACUCUAUAAAUAUGUUUACUUUUUUUUGUAAUUUUUUAAGUAUUAUAGAAAAUUAUAUCCAAGAAUUCCCUUUUUAUUUUUCCAUUUCAUUUGAUGAUUUGAUAAUGGAAAGUUUAAUUUGUAUCUAA
Molecule: messenger RNA, 3786 nt
Organism: Plasmodium vinckei vinckei
Lineage: Eukaryota; Apicomplexa; Aconoidasida; Haemosporida; Plasmodiidae
Product: conserved Plasmodium protein, unknown function
Exons: 1
Coding region: 1-3786 (1261 amino acids)
Source: RefSeq, a predicted model, not a curated record